Misgurnus anguillicaudatus (oriental weatherfish) is the source of this 6158-nucleotide messenger RNA. RefSeq lists its product as uncharacterized. Gene Ontology annotation, molecular function: endopeptidase inhibitor activity; protein binding. The record is from RefSeq and is a predicted model, not a curated record. Gene Ontology annotation, cellular component: extracellular region. NCBI's taxonomy places the organism in Eukaryota, Metazoa, Chordata, Actinopteri, Cypriniformes, Cobitidae.
GAUGUAGGCAAAGGGGUAUUGACGUAAUAUUGGGCUGCAUAAACAUGAGCAAAUGCUCACAGUAACAUACAGACAGACAGAAAGGAUGAAGGUGCGCCUGCUGUGGUUGAUUGCUCUUCUUUCCCUACCCCUGAUCACACUAUGUGAUCCACUAUUCAUUCUGUCAGCUCCUAAUUUACUGAGGGUGGGUUCCUCCGAGAACGUGUUUGUGGAAGCCCAGGAUUACUCUGGAGCAGACCUGAAUGUGAGGAUUGUAGUGAAAAACCAUCCACGCAAAAAUUUGGAAAUACUGUCCAAAUCUGUGACCCUGACAAGUGACAAUGAUUUUCAAAUGCUCGCAGAUAUACAGAUUCCAGACAACAAGGAUUUAUUUUCCGAUGAUCCUCUGGAGAAGCAGUAUGUCUAUCUACAAGCUCAAUUUCCAUCCAAAGUUUUGGAGAAAGUGCUCAUGGUGUCAUUCCAGUCGGGAUAUAUAUUUGUACAAACUGACAAAGCCAUCUACACACCUGCUAGCACAGUUCAGUACAGAAUCUUAUCUGUGACUCCCAGCCUUCAACCUAUGGAACAUUCUGGAAUUUCACUUGAUAUUAUGAAUCCUCUAGGCAUUACAACCAUGGGAGAAGUGGUCUAUCCACAUCAAGGAAUAAAGUCAGGGAAAUACGGCAUACCUGCAUUGGCCAGUCCUGGCAUCUGGAAAGUGGUUACAAGGUUCAAGAACACUCCACAGAAGAACUUCACGGCUGAAUUUGAAGUCAAAGAAUAUGUGCUUCCGACUUUUGAAGUCACAUUAUCGCUCAGCCAGUCGUACUUCUGUGUCAAUGAUGAAAGUCUUACUGUCGAAAUCCAGGCCAAGUACCUAUUUGGAAACAACGUAAACGGAAAUGCAAUUGUGGUGUUUGGCGUGAUGGAUGAUGAGAAGAAAAUAAGUAUCCCGUCCUCUCUACAAAGAGUCCAGAUUUCAGAUGGAGAGGGUCAAGUCAAACUCACUAAGAUGAUGAUCCUUCAAACCUUUCCAGAUAUUAACACUUUGGUUGGACAAUCACUUUACAUCUCUGUCAGUGUUUUAACAGAUAGUGGCAGUGAAAUGGUAGAAGCACACAGGAGAGGCAUUCAGAUUGUGACAACACCACACACCAUCCGAUUUAAGGGAACACCCCAGUAUUUCAAACCUGGAAUGCCCUUUGAUGUCUCGGUUUAUGUAACAGAUCCUGAACAGAUUCCUGUUAAAAAUGUGGAGCUGGAGGUCAAUCCCGGAGGGGUCAAAGGUCGUACAAAGGGCAACGGUAUUGCAAAGUUUACUGUAAAUUCUCAAGAGGGAACGUCUACACUUGAGAUCACGGCACGAACCAAAGAUCCACGUUUAGCAGAUGAGGAGCAGGCAGUGCAAAAAAUGACAACACAGGCCUACAUAACCAAAGGUGACUCCAAAAACUACAUGCACGUUGGCAUUGAUGCUAUAGAGCUUCAGAUUGGAGAUCAAAUUAAAGUUAAUCUGAAUACUGGAAGAAGUCCAGGAGCCAAAGAUCAAGAUUAUACCUAUAUGAUCCUAAGUAAAGGGCAGAUUAUAAAGGUGGACAGGUUUAAGAGAAGAGGACAGUCUCUAGUGACUUUGUCUCUACCUGUAACCAAAGAAAUGGUGCCAUCAUUUCGCUUUGUGGCUUAUUACCAUGUGGGUUCAUCUGAGGUGGUCUCUGAUUCAGUCUGGGUUGAUGUGAAGGACACGUGCAUGGGAACUCUAAAGAUCGAAGUGAACGAGCCUCGGCCGUUCUAUGAACCAGGUGAUGGCUUCAGCUUGCAAAUAACCGGAGAUCCUGGAGCUAAAGUUGGACUGGUGGCAGUAGACAAAGCUGUGCAUGUGCUCAACAAGAACAGAUUCACUCAGUCUAAGAUCUGGGACGUCAUUGAAAAACAUGACACUGGUUGUACAGCAGGCAGUGGUAGAGACAGUAUGGGGGUUUUCUAUGACGCUGGUCUGAUGUUUGAGUCCAGCACUGCUGGAGGAACCAGCACCAGAACAAUGCCGGGAUGCCCCAGACUUUCAAAGAGAAAACGUAGAUCCAAGAAUCUUUGGCAGGUCAGCACUACACUGGCUGGUAAAUACUCAGGUGAUCUGAAGAAGUGCUGUGUUGAUGGAAUGAAGGAAAAUAAACUUGGUUACAGCUGCGAACGACGAGCCACGUACAUCGCAGAUGGACAGGAGUGUGUUCAGGCCUUUCUGAGCUGCUGCCAUGAUGCACUGUCUCAAAGCGUUGAAGCCGGAGAGCAGGAGAUGAUUCUGGCUCGCAGUGAAGACGACGACUAUUAUGAGAGUUUUGAUGAAAUCACAUCCCGUACACAGUUUCCAGACAGCUGGCUCUGGAGUGAGGAGGUUCUGCCCCUCUGCCCGGCUAGUAACAAGUUGUGUCAAACAACGUCACUCAUCCGAGAUAAACUCUACAUGAAGGAAUCCAUCACUACCUGGCAGAUCUUUGCUGUCAGUCUGUCAAAAACCCACGGUAUCUGUGUGGCCGAUCCUCACGAGAUGAUCGUCUAUAAGAGGUUUUUCAUCGAGCUGAAGGUCCCGUACUCAGCAGUGCGCAAUGAACAGCUGCAGAUCAGGGCCAUCAUUCACAAUUACACCAAAAAGAAACUGAAGGUGCGGGUUGAGUUUGCCGAGACAGAGCACAUUUGCAGCGCCGCCAGCCGGAAGGGCACAUACAUGAAAGAAAUUGAGGUUGACUCUAUGACCUCCGUGAGCGUCCCGCAUGUGGUUAUUCCCCUGGAGCUAGGCAACCACUGGAUUGAUGUCAAGGCUGCAGCAUAUGACUCGGUUCACACUGAUGGAGUGAAGAAGAUCUUAAAGGUGGUGUCUGAGGGCCUGCUGACCAUGGUGCAAGAAAAAAAUGUUGAGCUCAACCCUUCUAAAACAGGUGCACAACAUGUGUCCAUCAGAAGCAGCAAACCCAUAACUCAGGUUCCGAACACCCCUGCCAACACAUUCAUCUCAGUAACAAGUAAGAAUUUCAGUGCUCUGAUUGAGCCGGCCAUCAGCGGAGAUUUCAUGGGUCGCUUUAUUGUCCAGCCCCACGGUAAUGGAGAGGAGAUUAUGAUCCAUAUGACUCUACCUCUCAUUGCCACCCAUUAUCUAGAUAGUACCAAUCAGUGGGACGCUGUCGGCAUGGACCGCCGUAAUGAAGCUGUUAACCAUAUCAACACAGGCUAUCAACAAAUGCUGCAUUUCCGUAAAGGGGAUGGGUCAUAUGCCGUCCUGAUGAGCACACGUAGCAGCACAUGGUUGACCGCAUAUGUGGCUAAAGUCUUUGUGAUGGCCAACGAUUUCAUUGACGUAGAUGAAAACGUGCUCUGCAGUGCCCUCAAGUGGAUAGUCAAUAAGAAACAGCAGGCAAACGGCAUGUUUAAAGAGGACGCACACGUAAAUCAUGAAGAGAUGAUUGGUGAUAUACGUAGUAAAGAUGCCGACGCCUCGCUGACUGCGUUUGUCCUGAUCGCCAUGCAAGAGGGCAAUGAGAUUUGUGCCCGAUCUGUCCAUAAUCUUAAGGGAGGUAUGGACAAAGCCAUUCAGUACCUGACUGUCAGAAUUCACAGUCUAACCAAUCCUUAUGCUGUUGCAAUGACCUCUUAUGCUUUGGCUAAUGCUGGCAAACUCAACAAAGACAUCUUGAUGAGCCACUCCAGCCAGAAUGAAGCUGGUACUUUUUGGCAAGUUUCCGGGCCACACUAUCACUCUCUAGAGGCCACAGGCUAUGCUGUGCUCGCCCUGGUGAAGGUGAAGGAUUUUGAGGGAGCAAAACAGGCAGUGCGCUGGCUGGGCAGACAAAGAGAUCAGUAUGGAGGUCAAGGUACCACACAGGCAACCAUGAUAGUUUUCCAGGCCGUAGCUGAAUAUCGUACUCAAGCGAAGAAGCAGGAUUUUAAUCUGGAUGUUGAAGUUUCAGUGGAGGGAAGGAAACUGAAUAAUAAGUGGACAUUCACGCGUUCCAACAACCAUGUUACUCGUUCUGAAAAGGUGAAACUUACACAGGACUUCAACAUCACUGCUCGAGGAAACGGGGCGGCCACUCUCUCAGUAUAUACUCUGUAUUACGCUCUGCCCGAGGAAAAGAACACUGAUUGUAAAAUGUUUGAUAUCACUGUGCAGAUGAAAAAAGAGCAUCAGGUUUCCUAUCCAGGGGCGAUUGAAACGUACCUGCUUGCUAUCGAAACCAAUUUCAAGAAUCCUGACAGAGACGCUGCAGUGUCUGUUUUGGAUAUUGGCCUGCUGACUGGAUUUAAAGUGGACGAGAAUGAUCUUUUAAAGCUCUCUAAAGGGAAAGACAAAUACAUUGACAGAUUUGAGAAGAAUGUGGACCUUUCAGAACGUGGAUCUCUAAUGAUCUUCUUGAAGAAGAUAUCUCGGAAAGAGAGGGAAAGGAUUGCAUUCAGAAUCCAUAAGAUGAAUGAAGUGGGUAUGUUGCAGCCCGCUGGAGUCACUCUCUAUGAAUACAUCUCUCCAGAUGACCGUUGUGUGAAGUUCUACCAUCCUCAUAAGAAAGAUGGAACUCUGAAUCGACUCUGCCAUGAGGAUCUGUGCCAUUGCGCUGAAGAAAACUGCAGUUUUCAAAAGAAACAUCACAUUAAAGAAUCGCAGCGUGCCGACAAGGCCUGCACCAGCGAAGUGGACUAUGUUUAUAAAACCAGGGUGGAAAGUAUGGAUCUCUCACUGCAUGCAGACAUCUAUAACAUGACGAUUGAACAAGUACUGAAGGAAGGCACUGAUCCAGCUGUUGAAGGCACAAUAAAAUCUUUCCUUGCUCACCCUCACUGUAGAGAGUUUUUAAAGCUUGAAGAAGGCAAGACCUAUCUGAUCAUGGGCCAAACCAAAAGUCUUCCCAGGAUUGGUGCAAGCCUGAGGUACAGCUUGGGUGAACGGACGUGGAUUGAAUACUGGCCCACACUACAAGAGUCCCAGACUGCAGAACACAGGGAUCGGUACAAUAGCAUCACUGCGUUAGCUGACCAGCUCUUCAACUUUGGAUGCACAACAUGAAGAUUCUCAUGAGCUGUGUGCAUGAUUCAAUAAUUUCUAUAUUAUCUAUCUAUAUUAUCAUGGUGUUUAAAGACCUUGCAUAAUGAAUUGUAUUGUUUUUAUUACCUUAGAAUGAGCAGUUUUUAUCUACAUACACUGCGAGUCUCCAUACAUGAAAGUCACCGUAAUGUUUCUACAGUAGCCUUAAACUGUUCUACAGAGCAAGCUUUUUACCUACGUUGUCUCAGAUGAUGAAAUGUUUGUACUGCGGCAGCUACCGUAGCUUCUCUUUGCGUUUCGAAAUUGAGGUUGGUUGCAAUUUCGCAAUCUCACCACUAGAUGCCACAAAAACACACAUUACAUCUUUAAGAACAAAAAGCAUAUUUAGAGCAUGUUGUGGCUUUAUAUUAGUUAAGUUGUCAAAAUAGCGAUUUUGUUUAAAUGUAAAUUUAUGCAUUUGUCUUUCGCUUCGGGCGCAAAGUGACUUUAAAAGGUUAAAGGUUUAUAUUUUAUAGUAUGUGUAUUCUUUGGAAAUCCAACCAAUGACCUUUGCACUGCUAACAAAAUGCUCUCAUAAACUGAGCUACAGAAAAAUUAUUCCAGAAAAUGUAAUGGUUAAACAUUUACAAAGCACGAAACAAGUAUUGAAUUGGCAAAAAUGUAAAAGGUAAUGGAAAUAGUACAGUAAUUCAUUGUUUACACAUGUUAUAGUACUGCAUGAGAAAAUGUACAAAAUUAGAAAAGACCUUAAUAUAUUACUUUGUAACAUCACUCUUUCUGUAUGUGUAUAAAACUACACUGCCCUACAAAGCCAUAGCGCAGUAACUACCCAUUUGGUCAAAAUUGGUUGAAAUGGGCUUUGUGAGAUCUGUUGUGUCUCCUGGUUCAAUGUCCCAUUUCAGAGAAACGUGUGUGCCAAAAUUGCAUUAACAUGUUUGACUGGCUGGUGUAAAAAACUUUAAGGGCAUUUUUUUUUCGGUUUCAGUGUUUGCGUAGUUACUGCACUUAGCCUUUGUAUAGCAGUACAGACUACCCAGAUUUUUUUUAUGAAAGAUAUGUUACUACAUGAGAUCAAACAAUGUAGAGCUCUCUGUUGGUCAAUGUAAAUUAUUAUAAAUUAAGUAUUAAAUUAAAUAGAUAAGCAUAAUCAUGA